Molecule: messenger RNA, 5295 nt
Organism: Musca vetustissima
Lineage: Eukaryota; Metazoa; Arthropoda; Insecta; Diptera; Muscidae
Product: adenomatous polyposis coli protein-like
Biological process (GO): pattern specification process; cell migration; negative regulation of canonical Wnt signaling pathway
Cellular component (GO): catenin complex; cytoplasmic microtubule; beta-catenin destruction complex
Molecular function (GO): microtubule binding; gamma-catenin binding; beta-catenin binding
Source: RefSeq, a predicted model, not a curated record
AUGUUUCGUUCAUCGGCUGGCGAAAAGACUCAGUCCCAAGCGACAACACCAGAUUUAGAUGACUCCAUUAGUUUUUCGGACGAUGCUAAUCCUGAUGUAGAUGUUGCUGAUGUCGAUGUUGAUUCGGUAGCUACUAAAAAGCCACAUUUUUUAGAUUAUGAUGCCAUACCACCACCCGAUUUUAUAGAACACUUUGACAGGGCCAUGAAUUUUGGCAAUGCCAGUCAGAAUUCCAAUAGCACAACCGCCGUCGCCGCCACCGCCCACAACACCACCACUACGUCCACCAAUCUUCCGCAAAAGACAAAUAAUUGCAGCGGCAGUGGGGAACAAUUAAAAAUGGAUAAAAAAUUUGAAAAGGAUGGCGAAAUAAGUGAUUACGAAUUGGCAGCUAGUGGUUACACGAAGAAGGAGUUUACCCAAGACGAUAACACCCUCAAUUUGAAUAUAUCCAUGCAAAGCGGUGGUAAACCACGUAAACAUUUCUUGGAUGAAAAUCCAAUACCACCCGAUUACAUGAUUAACGAACAUCAAUUGCGUGAACAUCGCAGUUUGGAUCGAAAUUUCGAAAGGCACAAUGAGCAACGUUCGGCAUUGGAUAUGCAUGGUAAUUUAUCGGGAUUUAGGUCAUCCCGAGAACGUUACAAAGAUAUACCACCCAUGUCCCGCCUGCCCAAAGGUUUGGCAUGGACACAAAGUUUUGAUAGUCGUUACGAGGGUGGAAAUGCCUCCUCCUCGAACAAGCUGGAUGAUUUUGAACCAAAAGUUGAGUGUGUCUAUUCUCUACUCUCGAUGUUGGGCUCCAAUGAUCCCCUAGAAAUGGCCAAGAAAUUUCACGAACUCUCCAAAAAUCCCGAAACUUGUAAUACUUUACGUCGAUCAGGUUGUAUACCAUUGCUGGUGCAAAUAAUACAUGCUGAUGGUGGUCCCGAUGAGCCUAGAAAAUGGGCUGGCAUGGCGCUGCACAAUGUUGUCCACUCACAUCCAGAUGAAAAGUGCGGACGUAGGGAAGCCAAAGUUCUCCGUUUAUUGGAUCAAAUUAUGGACUACUGUAAUUUUCUGCGCACCCUUUUGCAGAGUGGUGGUGAAGCCAUUGCCGAUGAUGCUGAUCGUCAUCCCUUGGCAGCCAUGUCCUCGCUGAUGAAGGUGAGCUUUGACGAAGAACAUCGCCAUGCCAUGUGCGAAUUGGGUGCUCUACAAGCCAUUCCCAGUUUAGUGCAUUUGGAUCAUGCUGUGCAUGGUCCAAAGCCGGAAAAUCAAUGCUGCAAUUCACUGAGACGUUUUGCCUUGAUGGCCUUAACCAAUCUCACAUUCGGCGAUGAAAACAACAAGGCCCUGCUCUGCAGUCAAAAGCUAUUUAUGGAAGCGCUGGUCGCUCAAUUGGAUUGUGCACCCGAUGAUUUGCUACAGGUAACGGCUAGUGUUCUGCGUAACCUCUCGUGGAGGGCUGAUGCCCAGAUGAAGGCGGUCCUAAAUGAAAUUGGGACAGUGACGGCAUUGGCCAAGGCUGCCAUGAAAAAUAAAUGUGAAAAUACCCUGAAGGCCAUAUUAUCCGCCCUUUGGAAUCUAUCGGCCCAUUGCAGUACCAAUAAGGCUGAAUUUUGUGCUGUAGAAGGUGCGUUGUCUUUUAUUGUGCGUAUGCUAACCUAUGAAGGACCCAGUAAGACCUUGAAAAUUAUUGAAAAUGCCGGUGGCAUUUUAAGAAAUGUUUCCUCUCACAUAGCUGUCCGUGAGGAUUAUCGACAAAUACUGAGGGAACAUAACUGCCUGUCGAUUUUGCUUCAGCAACUGAAAUCGGAAAGUCUGACGGUGGUAAGCAAUUCGUGUGGUACUCUCUGGAAUUUAUCGGCUCGAUGUCCCGAGGAUCAACGAUUUCUUUGGGACAAUGGUGCAGUGCCCAUGCUGAGGUCGUUAAUUCACUCCAAACAUGCCAUGAUCUCUGAGGGUAGUGCCUGUGCUUUGAAAAACCUAUUAAAUUUUCGUCCAUCUGCUCAGAAUACCAAUCAUUUGGAUCCCAUUGCGAGGUCUUUAAAUUUGAAAAAAUUACCAACAUUGAAUGUUCGCAAGCAGAAGGCUUUGGAGCAGGAAUUGGGGGCAGCCUCCAAGAAACACAGUGAAACCUGUGAUAAUUUGGAUACCGUGAAUCCAAAAGAUCGGCCGACAUAUGAUGCCACCGCACCGAGUGGUUCAAGUGGAUCAUCAUCGGUUCUGCAAAGACAUCGCUUUCCAUUACAUGCCGGGGCCUUGGGAUCCAUGGUAAUGGGCGGUGGUGGGGGCAUUGGGGCAUCGGUAUCUGGCCGUCUCACACGCUCAGCAAUGCUUACCAAAAGUGAAAGUCGCGAUUCAGUAUUCUCUGCUAAAUCGGAUGGCGUUGUCUACGAUCAACUAAUGAGAUCUCAUUCGGCAUCUGAUGCCAAUCGUAAAUUGCAUCAUUCCUCUGUUGUAAGGCCACCUCCAUCGGCCAGUGCAGUUUAUGCUCUACCCCGGGAUGUUGAACCGGCCGAGGAACAACCAAUUGAUUAUUCACAAAAAUAUACCGAACACAUUAGCAAACAUGGCAGCUCCAGAGAAGACCCGGAAAAUGAUGCAGCUACAUAUCAGGAAACCGAUUUAGAUCAACCAACCGAUUUUAGUCUACGCUAUGCUGAAAAUCAAUUGGAAUCCGAUAUAGAUUUAUCACCACCUUCCGGACAAAAUGAUAAUGAAGGACAAGAGAAACUGAACCCAACAAAUUCGUCUAAUGGUCCAACUCGGCCCAAAACGCAGACAGAAGGCAGUGAAAUUUUACUAAUAUUAGAGGAUAGUGUCAAAUGUUAUCAAACCGAAGAUACACCCUAUGUUAUAUCAAAUGCAGCUUCCGUAACCGAUCUGAGAUCGGUACAAACCUCAGAUAAAAAUGGAGAAAAUGAUUUGCCAUCGGGCAUAGAGAGUUCAGAAACACCAGCUUCAAACGGAGGUAGUGGUGGUGGUGUUGGGGGUCAUAUUCCCUCUCGUAAAUUUAGUAGAGGUCCUCAUCAACAACCAUCUGUUCACAAUUCAAAUCCAUAUGGUUCAGGAUCGUAUACACCUGAAAAGCCGGUAAAUUAUUGUGAAGAAGGUACUCCGGGGUAUUUCAGUCGUUAUGAAUCCUUGAGCAGCUUAGAUGAAUCACCACCUCAACCGGAACACAACGAAACCAAAGAUAGGCAUGCAGUAUCCAAUGCCAAGACCACAAACCGAGGUCGAGAAGAAGAAGAAGACGAUACAGAAUGUGUAUUAAAGCAACAGCUAGACAUCAAGCCGGAAGUGAAAACAAAUUCUCCUCCUGAGCCACCAACCACUUCCACCCUGGUUGGUCCGCCUCAACCACAAAUUAAUUCGGCCCUGGAAACACCGCUAAUGUUUUCACGACGUUCAUCAAUGGACUCUUUGGCGGAGGAAGAUGUUGGGCCGUUGGAUGACAAAAGUUCAGUGGUUAGUGAUUUUAGUCGUUUGGCUAGCGGUGUAAUAUCACCCUCCGAGAUACCCGAUUCGCCCACACAAAGUAUGCCGCAAUCGCCACGUAGGAACCUAACAGCCGAAGAUGAUAUCAGUACAUUUCAUGUUGAAAACACCCCUGCCCAAUUCUCAACUGCCACCAGUUUGAGUAACCUCUCAAUGAUGGACGACGAAGCGUCAUCCACAAAUCAAUCACCACCCCAAGCUCAACCAACAGCUGCCACAACAACCAAUACCAUAUCGGAGGGUGAAGAGGAGGAAGACGGCAACACGAAUAACAACGAUGAUUUGUUGUUGGCUUCGUGUAUAAAUAUGGGUAUGAACCGAGCUGCGGCACCCUCAAUGUAUUCCCAGCACAAUGACGACAACAGAUCUUCGAUCAAUAAUCCGGUAAGUUCGAUGAUGGCUCAAGAUGAACCCAAACAAUAUUAUACGGAGGAUACACCGGCCUUGCUGUCCAAAGUUGGUAGUAAUACAAAUCUGUCGGCCAUAUCGUUGGGUUCCAGCAACAAUGAUGCUAAAGAUGACACUGUCUAUGAGACAAUAAGUAACUCUGUUUCACGGAAUCAUCAGCAAGCAAUAAAUAGGCGAUCCCUAAAUUUAUCCGAUGAUAUGUCAUCGAAUGCUUCGGAAAGUGGUGCUGCUGGUAUUGAUAUUCUGCAGCAAUGUAUCCGAGAGGGUAUGCAAAAAUCCUCUUCAGCCAAAGAGAAACCUAAAAUAUCUGCUCAACCAGUCGGCAGUAAUCAUGGGCAUCCAUCAUUACCACCAAAUGCUCCCAAUAAUGUAAUGGAUCCCAUUGCCAUGCUGAGACGAGGAGGCAAUGUCCUACCACCCUAUCUAACGGGCAAUGAUGAAAUGAGUAAAUACCGCGUUGAAGAUAGUCCUUGUAAUUUCUCCGUAAUGUCUGGUCUCUCCAAUCUAACUGUUGGAUCUAGUCUUGUGGGACCUGCCUUACUGUUGCAAGGUGGAACAGCUGCUGUCGCACCAAAUAGCAACAAUUUCCAAAUGCGUGCCGACAACAAACCCUUACUAAGUGCAGUUGCAGAGGAUGCUCGCAGGGAACCACAGUGGCAAGAUGAUUCUUUGAGUUCUCUCUCAAUUGAAUCUGAAGAUGAUACCAAUCUGUUAAGUCAGGCUAUUGCCGCUGGUUGCAAUAGACCAAAAUCGAAUUUGGGUUUUACCACAAAUUUGACUUCUACGGGUAAUCACAAGACCACCCCAUCAUUAUCAUCUUCACAACCCAUACCCAUCAAUGCAGCUACCUCAGCAUCCUCUCUGACAUCCCAAACAACUGCCCGCCAGUUUGAAAAGCCAAUUCAGCAGUCCAACAAUGGUGCAAACCAAAAUUACGGUCCCAUAAUGGCAGGAAAUGAAUCAUAUAGCUCCGUAGAUUCAAGUGACUCCAAUGACAACCAAUCGAAAUCGCUAUUUGAGUUGUGCAUUCUCACGGGAAUGCAUAAGAAUCGUGAUAGCAAUAUGGGUGGUGGUAGCAGUUCUUCGUCACGAAAACACACACGCAGUUCCCAUUCUCAUCGAACUCACAAGAAUGGUCAGAACGAUCAAAACACCACCCAAUCAAAUCCCAAUUUAAAGCAGUUUGAUUCUCUGCCAAUCCAGGGAAAACAAUUGACACCAAAUCGUCAUGUCCGCGAACGUGAUCGAAGGGAUGAAAAACUCUUGAUGGAAUGCAUUAAUACCGGAAUCAUGAAAAAGAUUGGUGAAUCCAGCAACAAACAACAAAAUCCUCCCUCGUUACUGACCCGUGAGGCCCUCGUUUUACACAACAAUCAGCCAAAAAACGGGCAGGCUACGUCUGCA